AUGCGUCGUCACAUCAACAUAGUCUGCCGAAACGCCUCUCUUGCUCUGAGAAGGAUUGGAAAGAUUCGCUCCUUCUUAAACAUAACUACUACUGAAACCUUGAUUCACGCCUUUGUCUCAUCUCUUCUAGAUAACUGCAACGGUCUCCUGUACGACAUUCCUGAUAAAGACCUCUCUAAACUCCAAAGAAUUCAGAAUUUAGCAGCACGGCUCAUCGCUAGAUCAAAGAAGCAGAACCACAUCACCCCCAUUCUACAAGAACUCCACUGGCUUCCUGUCAAUGCUCGCAUACAGUACAAAGUCCUGCUCCUCACAUUCAAUGCUGUCCAUGGUCUCUCCCCUCAUUACAUUUCUGAACUGAUAACGCCAUACACCCCGACAAGGUCACUCAGAUCCUCUUCACAGCUUCUCCUACAAGUUCCCCCAUACAGAACAAAAACAUUAAUCACCCAAGACUUCAUCUCUAAAACCUUUGCGCGGUAUGUCGAUAAAUUAGAUCGCUCCUGUACGGUGGCCUCUAGCGACCAACUAGAUGCGUUCGACCACAAGGAACACAAUAACCGCACGGAAGGUAAAUACCCGUUUGAAGAGAUUCUUCAUAAGGUCAAUAAUAUGACCAUGAAGAAGGAGUCUGUCAAACUCAAGGCUAUUUAA
Asterias rubens (European starfish) is the source of this 654-nucleotide messenger RNA. RefSeq lists its product as uncharacterized. NCBI's taxonomy places the organism in Eukaryota, Metazoa, Echinodermata, Asteroidea, Forcipulatida, Asteriidae. The record is from RefSeq and is a predicted model, not a curated record. Bases 1 to 654 code for a protein of 217 amino acids. The transcript is spliced from 3 exons.